Messenger RNA from Stegodyphus dumicola, 4750 nucleotides. RefSeq names its product frizzled class receptor (gene fz). Gene Ontology annotation, biological process: non-canonical Wnt signaling pathway; canonical Wnt signaling pathway. Gene Ontology annotation, molecular function: Wnt receptor activity; Wnt-protein binding. Gene Ontology annotation, cellular component: plasma membrane. NCBI's taxonomy places the organism in Eukaryota, Metazoa, Arthropoda, Arachnida, Araneae, Eresidae. The record is from RefSeq and is a predicted model, not a curated record.
AAUCACGGCAGAGUGCGGGAUGAUGUGCGAUCGGCGCGUUUGUGUGGUGGAGUGCAUUGUGCAGAAUUUAACGAGGCGUUGUUAGAAGAGUAGAUGUGAGUCUCCGAAUAAUGAAACUGACCGUCGGUAUCACCACAGAUCCUCGGUCAUGUCGGUAUUAAUUUCAUCUUUCGGCAGCUGAGUGUGCAUUACUGGGAACUGUCGCACAAGUAGUAACAAACAUGGCCGUCAUCUUGUUUGUAUCGUGGUUACCGGUGUUGCUUGUCCUCACGACGGCCGCAAUUCAACAUGGAGGCCACGCACAAGUUGUGAGUUCGCGUGUCUCAGACCGCGAGAGUUUGAUUCCUCAUCAUGGACGCUGCGAACCGAUAACCAUACCACUCUGCAAAGAUAUACCUUAUAAUGAAACCAUUAUGCCAAAUUUGCUGAACCAUCAGAAACAAGAAGACGCGGGAUUGGAAGUGCAUCAGUUUUUCCCUCUCGUUAAAGUACAGUGUAGCCCCGAUUUGCAGUUUUUUCUGUGCACUAUGUAUGCUCCCGUUUGCACUAUAAUUGAAAGAGCCAUACCACCAUGCCGAUCGCUUUGUAUGAAGGCUCGUGAAGGUUGUGAACGACUCAUGAAUAAUUUUGGGUUUCAGUGGCCCAAAAGCCUGGAUUGCGAUAAAUUUCCGGAAGCGGGAGGCGAUAUGCUAUGUGUUGGUGAAAACAAUACUGAAAGGGCACAACAUCCUGCACCUGGAAGUGGUUAUCCACUCACUCCCGUUCGCAAUAAUAAUACUAUUACUAAAGGUCGUAAAUUUAUUUGCCCUGAAGAGUUUAAAGUGCCAAAAGGAUUGGGAUAUGUGUUCCGUGUUGGAGAAGCCGAAGAAAAAGAUUGCGGGGCUCCUUGCGAUGGUAUGUUUUUCACAGCACAAGAGAAGAAAUUUGCUCGAACUUGGAUUGGUGUAUGGGCUAUUCUGUGUAUGGGUUCAACUCUGUUUACCGUGCUAACAUUUCUGAUAGACAUGCAUCGAUUUAGAUAUCCAGAACGACCUAUCAUAUGUUUGUCAGCAUGUUAUUUCAUGGUUGCAAUUACUUAUGCAGCAGGCUUUGUUUGGGGUGAACAUGUCUCCUGCAAUGAACCAUUCUUACCACCCAAUAAUCGUACAAAUAUUGAAAUGGUACGGACAAUUACCCAAGGGAAUGAUAAAAAGUGGUGCACAAUUUCCUUCAUGUUUCUCUACUUUUUCAGUAUGUCAAGUUCAAUAUGGUGGGUAAUACUGACUCUUACUUGGUUCCUUAGUGCAGGUUUAAAGUGGGGCCAUGAGGCAAUCGAGAAUAAUUCUCAGUAUUUUCACUUAGCUGCAUGGACGGUACCUGCCAUCAAAACCAUAGCCAUCCUUGCCAUGCGUAGAGUCGAAGGAGAUGUGCUCAGUGGAGUGUGUUUUGUUGGUCUGUGGAAUAGAGAUUCUCUACGUGCAUUUGUCUUAGUGCCACUUGGAGUGUAUUUGGUGCUUGGAACUCUUUUCCUUCUUGCUGGCUUUGUGUCAUUAUGCCAUAUCAGAACCAUCAUGAAGCACGAUGGAACUCGUACCGACAAGCUUGAAAAACUCAUGAUUCGCAUUGGAGUGUUUUCAGUGCUCUACACAGUUCCAGCAGUGGUUGUUCUUGCCUGCUAUGUAUACGAGACGUACUACUUUAACUUCUGGAUGGUGUCUUGGCAAAGAGAGAAAUGCAAUCGUCCAUUAUAUAGCAUACCCUGUCCAGAUGUUGAAAGAGACUACAAUUUCUGGCCUAAACCAGAUUUUGCAGUAUUUAUGAUAAAGUACCUCAUGACUCUGAUGGUAGGAAUCACUUCCGGUUUUUGGAUUUGGUCGGGGAAGACUUUCACAUCAUGGAAAAAUGUUUAUCUUAGAUUAUGUCGAAGGAUAUACCGUAAUGAAGCUCAAGUGUGAUAAAAUUUUGUGCCAUAUAUUUAUACUGUCAUUGAUAUCUCAAAAUGAUUACUUUGUGAACUUAAGUUAAUUUACUAAUUGAAAGUUAUGUUGAAUGACAUGGUAGUCAGCAUAAUUUAUUUACUAAUGCUGUGAAAUGUGUUAGCAGUAUGUUAGCCUGUGACUACCAUUUUUCAACCUUAAAUUUAGCUGAAACUUGUUUAAAUGAAUAAUUAUUUUAGAUUAUUAUGCAUACGUGAAAAUCUAUAUUUCAUCAUCAUCAUCAUUUGUAUAUUUUUAAAUUAUAUCAAAUAAGAUUGUGUGCAAUCAAACACACACAGUACAAGUUUUUAUUUUCCUAGUAGAGCAUCAGAAUCAUUUUAUCAGUUAAUGAAAUUGGAAAUGCAUUCAUCAGAUGGAAAGGUUCACAACAGGAGACUCUUUCGAAAAGCCUGUAAAAGGUAAUUGCAGCAUAUCAAAUUUAAGAUAAUAUGUAUUUAAAUAUUUGUAAAUUAUUGCAUGCAAUUCUAGUUCAUUUCUAUAGCUGACCAUGAUAAAAAUUAUUUUAAUUAAGCAGUAAUAUUUUAAAAUGAGGUUUAAUUACUAUGAUCUAAGUUUUAUUUAUUUGUUUUAUGUGUUUGUGUAUGAAUGAAUUUUAAUCUGACGUAAAUGCAUAAAUUUAUAUUCUUAAAUACUUUACAUGAAAUGUGUAUAAAAACCAAAAUUCUUUUUAAAUUAAUUGUAGGUUAUUUAAUUAAAUAAUUCAAAAUAAUGUUUAAAUGCACAUAUUCUUAAGUAAACCACUCAGAAUUAGUAUUGUACCCCAAUUUGGAAUUGUUCUUUAGAACUCUGUUGUUGUUAUAUUUUAGAAAAUGCGUGAAUAUAUGCAAUAUCAUUCUAAAGGAGUCUUACCGAUGACAAUUUCAAAUUAAGAAAGAAAUUUUAUUACUUAAAAUUUGGCAGAAUUUGUAUUUGCUUCUUUUAGGAAAAAGGAUCUGAGGCAGCCUUCCUCAAAAUGUAUAAAAACAGUAUCAGCCCAAAGCUUCUUUUGGUCUACUUUUAAGUUUAAAAUAAGCUAGCUUCUCUUCUAUAUAUUAGUUUCUGUUUUAUCAGAAGCUUCGUCUUUUCAUUUAAGAAAAUUAAAAUUAUGAUUCACAGUUAUUAGAUAUAUUUGGUGUUGUGAUAACCUAUAUUUUGUUUUAAGUUCAAGAAAAGUAAAGCCUCUUGGUCAAAUAUUUAUUUACUAGUAAAAACUCAUUUUCUUUAAAUUGUUUUGCGAACUUUUAUGUAGAUGAUUAUAACCAAAAAUAUGAUUUAUUUUUAAGGCUGUCUGUAUUGAAAAUUAUUAUUUAGCGUGCAAGGAUAGUUCAAGGUUAGAUAAAAUUAGUUUGUAAUUAUGUAUAUUGUAAAUAUUGUUGAUUUAAAAAUAACAUGAAUAUACAGAAUAUUAUUGUUUCUUAAUGAGGAGGAACCUGUAUCAGUCUUCCUAAAAUUGCAGUUUUUGUCUAAAACCAAAAUCAGUCAAAUGUUAAAUUUUACAUACAUUUAAACACGUGUAAUUAAACUUCAAUUAAGUCAUUGAAAUGAGCUGAAAAAAUUUUAAGUUAAUAUCAAAGACAGUUAUUUUUAUUAAUUACAUGCUCUAUAUUUGGAUUUACUGAAAUUCAAGUAAUAAGAAAAUUUUUAGUGGAUAUUUACUGGCAGUUUAAUCUUAAUAAGAUAUGAAUACAUUUUCUGAUUUAUUGAUUGUUGUCAUCAUCUUAAAAAAAAAUAAGAUCUUAUCAUCCAUUUCUUCUUUUGGUCAAAGAUUAGACCAAAAAUUAUCUUUCAUCCGUGAUUGUUAGUGAGAUAUAUGGAGGUGAAUUUUUCUCCUACAGAACUCUGUUAUUUGAAAAACUGUUAGAUUGUUAAUAUAGUAUUUGUUCAUAAACACUGUAAAUCUCUGAUAUAUGUAUGUGUCAGUCUUGGGUGAUGCUGUUUGAAAUAAGGAUAAAACAAAUACUGUAAGAGAGUAAUUGUUAUGAAGAAAUUAUUUCUGACCAUAAUAUAUUCAUGUGUGCUUUAAAUUCCUUAUGUGAAUUCUUUGUGUGCCUUUUGCUUUUAUGACAGAAAUCAUUAACAAACUAAACAGUAUCCUCAGCUUAUUACUGUUGUUAUAUUUACUUUUGUUAUCUGAGAAGUGUUGGUAGAAAUAAUUGAAUAGGCAUUAAAAUGAUCUCAUCUUGAAUGCAGUACAGAAUUUAGUUGCUUUUAUAAAUUCAAAAUGUAAGUAAAAGUUUUGUUUUUAAAUACCUUUGCGUAAUUACUAAAAGUAAAGAGAAUUUCCUGUCUUUUCAGUUAUUUUCUAAUUUUGGAAAAAGAGUGAACAAGAAAAAAAUUUUUUGUUUUUAAAUUUGAACUUACCCAUCAUUUGGGGGACAAAAAGAGGGGAGAGUACAGAAUCACCCACUGAUUCACGCAUUUCUCAAAAUCGCCAACUUGAAAAUAACAAGUCAAAGAAUUGCACAAACUCUGUAUCCAUGUACACAUCGACUUAUUUUCACUUCAUCGAAAAAAAAAUAUCAGAUAAUUGCACAAACUUGGCAUUGCGUGCUCUCUUGACUUUGCCCGUGUACACAUCGAUACAUGCCAUAUAAGUGGCCGAUUCUGCACUUUACCCUAAAAAGAUUCAAGAUUAAUUAAAUUUGAUUUUCUGAGCACUGAAAAAAUGAACAGAUUUUUGAAAUUUUGUUAUCUACUUCCUGGAAUGUCAGUCAUAUUGAAUAGUAUGAAUUUAUCAUUAUUAGACUAGAAGAGAAACACGCUAAUGUGACAAUCAAAACCGUGAAAACACCCUU